Molecule: messenger RNA, 6860 nt
Organism: Pectinophora gossypiella (pink bollworm)
Lineage: Eukaryota; Metazoa; Arthropoda; Insecta; Lepidoptera; Gelechiidae
Product: remodeling and spacing factor 1
Exons: 26
Coding region: 195-6860 (2221 amino acids)
Source: RefSeq, a predicted model, not a curated record
GCUGUCAUUCGACGAGUUUUAUUUUAUUGUAGAAAUUAAGGAAUAAAUAACUUUUCAGUGCUUAUGAAAUGAAGAUAUUUUCGUGAAUGAUGUACAUGUUUUAUAAUUUUCUAAUAGUUAUAAGUAUAACAAUCAUAUGCCGAUAGUUUCGGCCCCUAAUGAUGUAUAGCAAAAAAGCUUAGCAAGUUUCGACGAUGGCGUCGGAUGGUGAAAUUUCUUGUACGAAUGAUCCUAAUUUUGCUGUUAUCUACUCAUUUUUGAAAGUAUUUGGUAAACUGUACGGUUUAGAUAUACCUACUAUAACAAAAUUACAAGAGCUGGUGGAAAAUACUCAGGAAGUGUUGGAACCUUUGAAGGAGCUACACUUACGACUACUGAGGCGUGCUCUAAAGUCGGUGCAAAGUAAUCGUUGGGAAAGAUGCCUGAUAAAAUUCUGUCAUCAACAUGGGUACCACCAGGAGGCAUGGGAAAUGGAGAGAUUUUCUUACAAGAAAGCUAGCACCCAAGUGAAAUUGAAAGUUCUCAAGGUUCUUCUGGAGUAUCAGUUCACCUGCCAUCCGAAGUUCAAGAGCGCAGUAAAUGCAAUAUCGUGUAAGGAGCUACGGCCGGAGCCUAUAGGGCGGGACCAGAGUGGUUGUGUGUACUGGCUUCAAGUGGACCAUGAGGCCAACUUGUGUCUGUACCGGGAAGACCAGGAUGAUGAGACCUGGCGGAUUAUUGCCAGAAGCCGUGAAGAGCUGGUGAAGGUGAUAUCUCAACUAAAAAACGGCGAAGAGGUGUGUCCUUCUGUUGUGGCGAACACAAAUGAGGAUUCAAGUAGUGCUGAAGCUCCAUCACAACCCCUCCCUGAGUCUAGUAAAGUACAACCUGAGGAAGAAAAUGAGGAGGAGUUCCUCAGCCCAGAGUCCGAGUCGGAACAUGAAGAAGAUAAAAAUGCAAAAUCACCUAAAGAAGAAGAACCAGUGAAACCAGUACAAGACAACAAACAGAAUAAAUCAAAUGACACAGUAGAUGAUAAUCAGGUAGAAGAAUUAGAAACUAAAGCAAAUCCUGCGCCAGAAGAAAAACCAACCAUAUCCAGAGACGCGGAGAGCCCUCACAAAGCAAAAUCUCCAAGUCCUAUAAAAAUAAAUUUGCCUUCAGAAGAUAAAGAAACGCUUAAACCUGGAAGUCCACAAAACAGUAAUCCACCAAGUCCUAAGAGUAGCAAUUCCGUGACCCCUAACAACUGUAAUCUACUAAGCCCAAAAAGUAGUAACCCACAGAGCCCUAAAAUUUGUAAAUCUCAGAGCCCUAGAAGUAGUAAUCCACAGAGCCCUAUGAAUAGUAAUCAACAGAGCAUUAUGAAUAGUAAUCCACAGAGCCCUAAAGAUGGUAAUCCACAGAGUUCUAAGGGUAGUAUUUCACAGAGUCCUAAAAGCGAUAACCAACAACCCCUCGAACCCUCCAAACCCGAAAGCCCUAAAUCGGAAAUACCCCCAACGCCUACAUCAGAACAAAUCGAAACUUUAAAUGAAGAACAUGGAAGUCCUAAAGAACCUGAUGUUCCUGAUAAAAAAGAAGAGAAAGAUGCAGAAGUUGGUGAAACUAUAGAGGAACCAGUCAUGGUGAUAACGGGAGAGGGAAACGGGGCUGAUUGCGAGAGUUCGUAUAUAAUUGGUGAAGAAAUUACUGAGCCAGUUAUGUUUUUUUACGGUGACGGUUGUGGCUACGAUAACGACACCGGCAACCCAGAGGCGAUUGCUCGCGAAAAUGCAACUGAAAAUUCUGGAGAAGAAAACGGCAAUGGCGAAUCUAUAAACGGCGAAAAUCAUGAAAUGACGAAUUCUAAAACAAAAUCCGGCAAAAGCGUGAAGUUAAAAACUAAAUUGCCUGCAGUCGCUAAACGGAGCCUAAAGAAACAGUCUACAGACAAUUCCGAAGUACUUAAGCUGGAUACUAAAAAGCCUUGCGUACGCAACGUGGAUGUGUCUGAUGGUUCCAAUUCAAAUUCCAAAAGUGUAGAGAGGGACUUGAAGAGAGAAAGCAGCGUCAACGAUAAAACUUCAACAGACAGCGAGAGCCCUGGCAAGAAUAACAUAAAGAAGGGCAGAAGCAAAGUUAAGAAAAAACCAGAAGUCGCCAGAAAACUAAAAUUUAAAGAACAAAAAGAAGUAUUGAACACCGUCACGGAGACUGACAACGGACAUGAUAGUAAAACAAGUAUUAUUGAAAAACGGAAAAGCAGCUUGUCUUCUGAAGAUGCAGAUGAGGCUGACGCCGUAAACGACAAGGAGAAAAGUCCUGAUAAAGAAACAAAAGUAGAAGACGCCUUACCCCCUAAAAAAUUACGCUUAGAAACUACCCCUGAAAGUGAUAACGUAUCACAUUCCAAGGAAACUGUAGAUCAAGAUGUACAUAAUGUUGAUAAUAAGAAAACUGGUAAUUUAGAAAAUAAUGCGACUCCGAGGAAAAAGAUCAAAGCGAGUAAGGGGAAGUUUAAGAGAAAAAAUGUACAGAGUAAAAGUAAUAAUAAGAGCAAGGACAAUGGCGAAAAUGGUGAUGAAAAGAAUGAGAAAGUUGUGAAGGGUAAGAGUCUGAAGAGGUCGCUCUUGGACUCUACGCUUAGUGAUAAGAACAAAUCCGAAUCUCAGAGUGAAAGCGAGAACGAGGAGCCGGUGACAAGCGGCAAACGGCUCAAGAUUAAACCUAAGAAGAUUGUCAAGUCUUCAAGAAAAAAAGUAGAAGCAAAGUUGAAAGAAAAACAUUCGAGUGAUGAGUCGGAGGAAGAGACUCUGUAUAGUAUAGGGAAAAAAUCAGCAAAAAAAGUGGUAAAACGGAAGGCUCGGCCCAAGGAGAAGACGAAAGAAACCUCUAAAUCCAAGGAGAAAGAGAAAGUAAGCACUAAGAGCGAUGCGGAGGAUACCCCUGUGAGGCAGUCACGACGGAUCGCUCAGCUCAAGAUAAGAGAGGAAGCCGAGAGACGGCAUAUCGAGGAACUGGCCUUACGGGAACUCAAGAAGAUACAUAAGAAAAAGAACAAAGAAGAUGAAGAAGAAUGGGUAGCGAGCGAAAAGAGCAGCUCUGAGUGUUCGCGGCUGGCGCGGCGGAAGUCCCGCACGUGGCACGCGGCCGACUCCACCGGGCCCUCGGCUGACUCCGACUCCGACGAGCCGCUCUUCGAACACGUCGAGCCCGACUUGGAGUUUACAAAGUCCGACCACGAGUUCUCUCCUGAGUCUGACCUCGAGAGUGGCGAGCCGGUGGAACCUCUAAAGCGAGCGCGGACCCUUCAAGAAGAAAAGGACGACGGGUUCUGCAAGCAGUGCGGCAGCGCCGAGCAGCCGGAGUGGAUCUUGCUGUGCGACGCGUGCGACGCCGGCUACCACGCCUCCUGCCUCAAGCCCGUGCUGUUCCUGGUGCCAGAGGGCGACUGGUUCUGCCCACCCUGCAACCAUAAAAUGCUGAUAGAGUCUCUAGAGCGGUCGUUAGCAGUAUAUGACGAGCUGGUAGUGGCGGUGGCGGCGGAGCGCGAGCGGCGGCGGCUGGAGCGCCCCGAGCCGCAGCCCGGAAGCCCCGCCACCCCGCCAGCGCGGCCCGAACGGCACCACGACGUUGAAGAAGACGAUGGUGCAUCGUCGUGGUCGUCAUCGUCGUCGGACGGCGCGGUGUACCGGCUGCGCGCCCGCAGGCAGCUGCCCGUGUCGCUGCGGGCGCAGGAGUACGACCGCCUCAUCAGCUCCGCCAUCAAGGAGGAGUACGUCGAACCUACAACGAGCGCCGGAAACCAAGGUCGCGGGAAAGACAUCUCCACCAUCAUAGAGGCGGCUGAGGAGGAGAAGAUGAAGGCCGAGCGAGAAGCCAUUGAACAAGGCAGGCCAGUAGAGAAAAAGAUGAAGAAAAAACAGCGCCGGAAGCCUCGGAAGCUGAACUCUUUAGAGGUUCCCUCCGAGGACGACGACGAGACUGAUGAGGACUUCAAAGACACUGGCAUGGAAUCAUCAUCGGAAGAAAUCUCAUCAUCUGCGGAGCGGGAGAGCUCCGGAUCGUCUGGUACCGGGUCAUCUGACCUGCCCAUACGCCGCCCCGCCCGGCGCCAACACAGGAAAGAUCGACCAAAACUAGCGGAAUCAUCACCAGAAGUGAAAAAGAAGAAGAAGGGAGUGUUUACCGACAGUUCAAGCGAAUCCGGUGACAACAAGGAGUGGGCUAAAGAAUCCAAAUCAAAACGUCCAAAAAUGAAGAAACGAGACAAAAGCAAGAGCCGCAAAAGCCAUAAGAGCCAUAAAAGUCAUAAGGCACGGCGUUCAGGGGGCCUUACACAAUAUGACGCAGAAGGGAACGUUAUACGAGCAAGGGUGACGUAUGGGGGGCUUAGCGACGACGGUGUCAACGACUGGUCGCCCAAACACCGCACGCGGCAGAAGAAGAUCAACUACACCGAGAUGCCUAACACCGAGUCUGAGGAUGAAAUGCACAAAUCGAGCGGCAAGCACAUGCCGGAUAGUUCGGACGAGUUUAAAAUCGACGAUUCCGAUAUGACAUCGGACUCUGACUCUGAUCGGGCCAAGCGGAAGAAGGCAGAGGAAUCGGAACGCUUCUGCGAAGAGAAACGCAAGGCCCUAGACGACCUUAUCAAGAAGACCGCUGUCGUACCGCUGGAGAAACUGCCUGAAGACGUCACUAAAGCCAAGACUGAGGAACUACAGGCGCAUUUAGACGCACAGGCGGCGGCAGCGGCGGAGGCGGCGGCGGCCAGGCCGGCGCGCGGCCGCGGCAGCCGCGGCGGCCGGGGGUCUCGAGGUCCCCGCGGCGGCGGUCGCGGCCGAGGCGGGCGCGGCUCGGCCGGCGGCAGUGACGACGUGCUGGCUAAGCUCGUCGGCGUCAAGAUUAAAGAUCUAAAAGAAGAUGGAACCCCGUUAAGGCCUGGCGAUGCGGAACGUGAGAAGAAGAAACAAGAGCGCGAGGCGAAGCAAGCGGAGAAGGAAGCGCGGCGCGUGGAGCGGCUACAGAAAAAAGAAGAGAAGGAGAAGAUGAAGGAACAGAAGGCGAAAGAACGUGAGGAGAAGCGGCUCGCGCGACUCGCUUUGCAAGAGAGUAAAAGGUUGAAGAAGGAAAAGAACGAGCUGGGCAUGUGCGGCAGCCCCCCGUUCCCCGGCGCCGCGCCCCCGCCGCCCUACCAGCACGCGCCGCACCCCGCGCCCGACUACGCGGCGCCGCACCCGCCACACCCGCCGCACCCGCACCCGCCGCGCCUGCAGGUUCGUGCUGAAUUACGAGGCGUGUUGACCGGUGACAGAUCAGCACCAAUGAGAGAAGGAACUCUCUCAGUAGCCGGAUCGCCUCAACCUUUCAAACCUAUCACUGAAGAACCGAGUAUUAUAACUAGAAUGCCGCAUAUGCUCAACCAGCAAUACAGAGGGCCGAUGAUGUACGGCAGCGGCGGCGCGUCGUACGCCCGGCCCGGCGGCCCCCAGCCCGGGCAGUACCCGGGCCAGUACCAGCACUACUACCCGCACCUGCGCGCCCUGCCGCCCUACCCGCCGCACCACCCGCCCACCACGCACGCCGCCCCCGCCAGCCACGCGCCGCCCUACCAGCAGCACCCGGGACACCCGCCCAGCCCGCACCAGCACCCCGGCCACCCGGGCCCGCCGCACGGCAUACACGGCACCCUCGGCUCGUUACUGCAGCACGGCCCCCCCGGCGCGCAGCACCGCCCGCCUGCGCCCAUGUCGCACCGGCCGGGCUCGGCCGCCCCCCCGGGGCCCCCCGCGCCGCACGCGGCCCCCCGCGCGCCCCCGCCCUCGUCCCCGCACGCGGCCGGCGCCAUGCAGCACGCCAUGCCGCGCCACGCGCCGCCGGGGCCCGCCGCGCACGGCCCCCCCGGCUCGCUCGCCUACGGCUCCAUACCGCACGCCCUGCACCCCGGCCUCGGCCCGCGGGGCCACCCUCGCAUGCCGCACGGCGUCAUGCCGCACCCCGGCCUGCAGGGCACGCCGCCGCCUCACCCCGGAGCCCCGGGCGCGCCACCGGUGCGGUCCCCCCUAGCCCACCCAGGCCCCGCACCUCCGGCGGCUUCGCCCUCCGCCCAGCCCGGCGCCCCGGUCCGCUCGCCGGCGCCGACGCCUCCGGGCGCCGAGCCCCCGGUCAAGAUCAAGGCGGAGGUGAAAACGGAGCCCGAGUACCGCUCCCCGCAGGGCUCGCCGGCGCCGCGGCCGACGUCGCCGCGCGACGAGCCGCCGCGGAACCACCCGAAGAUCAAGCACACGGAGAACAAGGACCGGCGGCCGCGGUUCCCGCUGGGGCCGUACGCGCCGCAGUACGGGCCGUACGGGCCCUACGCGCCGCCGCCGGCCGUCCCGGGCCGCGAGCUGACGGACCUGCAGGCGCGGCCGCUGCAGCACAUGCACCAGAUCCACCGCUUCCUGCCGCCGCACGCGCCGCUGGCGGACGGCAAGGGCCCGGAGCCGCCGCCGCACUACCUGCCGCCCCGGCCGGCCGCGCCCGCCGCCAGCCCGCCCGCCGUGUACUACGGCCCGCGCGCCGCCCUGGACCCGCGCCCGCCGCCACCAGGGCAGGCCGCGCCCGCCCCUCGCCCGCCCGCGCCGGCGCCCGCGGCUGAGCCCGUGGAGCGCCCCCGGCCGCUGGCCCCCGCCGACAUGGCGCGACCGCUGCCGCCCGACGAGCUGGCGCCGCCGGCGUCCCCGGAGCAGCGGCCGCUGCCGCCGCGGCCCCCGUCUUACCUGGCGCCGCCGCCGGCCGCCGCGGCGCUCAAGCCGGAGCCGCUCGUGAAAGAGGAGGCGGCGCCCGAGGGCGGUGUCUUCGGCGGCCUCGUCAGCUACUUCUCCAGCCAGCACGAGGACGACAUCGACGCCUAG